CGGACAUGAACUGGGGUUCAGGUUUGAAAAGAGAAAACCUGGAAUCAAAGCCGUCUGUCAGAUUAUUUUUACCAGAUUCAAUGUCCUUCAGAACAUAAUGUCCGCAGGAACAGGACGUGGAACCCAAAUUGAACGGUAAACCUGAAUUCAACCUAGAUUUCUUUACCAACCUUGAGUGAUCUAGGCUCAAGAGUCUGACGAACACAAGCCAUUGACAUGACAAGAGCGAAACCCCAAAUAUAAAUCCAGCGAAACAUCGUCCAGUCGAAGAAGUUGGUGCUUGAUUUGCUUCUCCACCACCGUAUUCGGCGAAGGGCUUACUUUGCCGCCUGAUUGCUUCCUAAAUCCCGGCGACCACGGAGAGAGAGAGAGAGAGAGAGUGAGAUAUGGAUGAUGAUGAGGGGGGAAUGCGAUUGAGCAAGAGGUUCUCGGACAAAGGCGGGGAGGUAGACUACAAGACGAAGGCAGGCACUGCCUGGAGCCAUUCCUACCUCAACCAGAAGCCAUGGCACCCUCUCUCCUACCCGAACCAGCGGCGCAAGUGGAUCGCCGAGCAGCUCGAUGCCCAACGCCAGCGUCGCACGGAAGAGGUCGCCCGUGAGUUUGCUCAGGAACAAGAGUUCUUUCGACAAACAGCUUCUAUCUCAAAUAAGGAAAAAGAGAAGGUUGAGAUGAUGCAGGCAGUCAGUUUUAUGUAUGUUCGGCCUCCUGGUUAUAAUGCAGAAAGUGCUAAAGCUGCAGAGCUGGAGGAUGAAAGAAAGCAGUUAGCUCAAAAUGAUGCUCAUCAAGGAACUGCUGAUGCUCCUCCUAUACAGAAGGAGAGUUCUAGCAGCAAGGGUCCAUCGAAGGAUGAUAAAAAGAAGCCCAGGCCAAAAGAUGUUUUUGGGCGCCCAUUGCCUACUGAAGAAGAAUUUGAAAUUCUGAAAAAUGCUCCAAGACUUGAGACAGGUGUACCUAUGAGGAUUAAACCUUUUGCAGUUGAAGUUCGUAAUGUUAAAUGUGUCCGUUGUGGAACAUAUGGUCACCAAAGUGGUGAUCGAGAGUGUCCUUUGAAGGACGCUAUAAUGCCUAAUGAAGAGAGUCGGCUUAAAAGAGAUGAUCCUUUAACAGUCAUCAUGGCACACACUGAUGCAAGUGAGCCUCUUAAAUGGGAAUUGAAGCAAAAGCCAGGAGGCUUGAGUCCUGCCCGUGGUGGAUUUAGACCAGAUGAUCCCAAUCAGCAGAUUGUUGCAGAAGACAUAUAUGAUGAAUAUGGAGGAUUUCUGGAUGGAGGCGUUCCUGACUUGUUCACUAAGUUCUUGGGGAAGGAGAAGCAUUCCAAAAGAAAAGAAAGGAGUAAGAAGUCAUCAACAAAUGCUGGUGAUUCUAAGGAUCAUGAUCAAGAUAAUGUGGUCGACGUAAGAAGUGAAAAGAAGAAGAAAAAGAAAAAGAAAAAGCAGCGAGUAGAUUCAGGUUCAAGCUUAUAUUCUACUUCAGAUUCAGAUCAAGAACAGAGGAAACGGAAGCAUCAUUCUCAUUCAAGUGCAUACUCUAGCUCAGAUUCAGAGAAACGGCAGGAACGUCGUCGAAGUGGCAAGGUGGAUGUAAGAAGCAAAAGGCACAAGCACAAGAAAACACGGCAUGAAGAUCAUGAUUCAAGUUCAUAUUCAGAUUCAGAUUCUGUUUACAACCCAAGGAAGGUAAAGCAUCGUCGUCUCCAUUCUAGUCCUUACUCUACCUCUGGUUCAGGACAUCGGAGGAAAAGGAAACACCACCAUGCCUAUUCAGAAUCAUCUUCUGGCUCAGAGUCAAAUCGCCACAGGAGGAACAUAUGCAGAUGAUAUUCCUUCCACCAAGAUCUUGUGUGUAAUUUUUCCCAUAAUGUCUGUUAAGUUGUGUACCUUUGAGGUUCUCUUGCAGGUGCAUUAUACGAGCAGGGAGAGAGCUGUAGUAUGUGUAGCUAAAAUUUGUCAAUAGAAUUGGCUGCUCUCCUUUUCCCUUGAUUA
Nymphaea colorata (pocket water lily) is the source of this 1985-nucleotide messenger RNA. RefSeq lists its product as uncharacterized. The coding region runs from base 387 to 1820 and encodes 477 amino acids. Gene Ontology annotation, molecular function: transcription corepressor activity. Gene Ontology annotation, cellular component: nucleus. The record is from RefSeq and is a predicted model, not a curated record. The transcript has 7 exons. Gene Ontology annotation, biological process: negative regulation of DNA-templated transcription. Lineage: Eukaryota; Viridiplantae; Streptophyta; Magnoliopsida; Nymphaeales; Nymphaeaceae.